UCAACUCCUCUGACUGUCGCAGUUCGCAGAGAUUCACUCUUAAACGAACUCCAAAGUCUCAAUCUUUAUGUCGUUUUGGUCCCCACGAUGCGCCAAUUCCUUCACUCCCCAUCGCCAUCGCCGGCAGCUAGUCCUCAGCCUCAACCCCACGUCAGCAGCCGCUUCCCCCACCCUCUCGCCGCCGCCUCCGCCACCACCGCCUUCUCUCUCCUCCUCUUCCUCCUAGUCUGCUUCCGAAAAAGCACCCGUAAGCGGACUGCCCCGGAAUCCGACUCCAAGCCCCCCCACCGGUACUCCUACUCCGUCCUCCGCCGAGCGACCGACUCGUUCUCUUCGACGCGCCGACUCGGCCAAGGCGGCUCCGGGUCCGUGUUCUUCGGCACAAUCCCACACACCCACCAAGACGUCGCCGUCAAGCUCAUGGACUCCGGGUCGCUCCAGAGCGAGCGCGAGUUCCAGAACGAGCUCCUUUUAGCUUCCAAGCUCGAUUCACCGCUCGUUGUCUCGGUGCUCGGAUUCUCCUCCGACCCCAAACGGCGGCGUAUGGUGCUGGUUUACGAGUUUAUGAGGAACGGGAAUUUGCAGGACGCGCUGCUGAAGAGGAAGUGCCCCGAAUUGAUGGAGUGGAGGAAAAGAUUCUCAAUUGCCGUUGACGUAGCGAAAGGGCUGAGAUAUCUUCAUGGGUUGGACCCGCCGCUAAUCCAUGGCGAUGUGAAGCCGAGUAAUGUGCUGCUGGACGGCGGCUUCGCUGCCAAGGUCGCCGAUUUCGGGCUGGCGAGGCUGAAAUCGGAGAAUCAGGUAGUGAUUGAGAUUGAUGACGCGCCAAAGAAGGAGGAGCUGGAGAGCAAUGGCGGGUGCGACUAUGGGUCGGUGGUGGAGGAAACUGAGAGUGUGAUGACAGCUGGGUUCGAUGAUUUAAACGUGGGUGUUGAUCAGUCACCGGAGGAUUUAGCGAAGGGUCCUGUUUCGGUUUCGCCGGAGACUUCGGUGACACAGCCGUCCCCGGUGUCACCAGAGGGGAAUUUGCAGGAGGGUGGGAAGCAGAGGGUGAAUAGGGAUUGGUGGUGGAGGCAGGACAGUGGGGUGAAGGACUAUGUGAUGGAGUGGAUUGGGAAUGAGAUUGGGGCUGAUAGGCCGGUUGGAACUACUGCUUCCGGUUCAAGUAGCGAAAUGGUUGGGAAAUUUAAGAAGAAGAAGAAGAAGAAUACGAAGAAGAGGUUGGAAUGGUGGGUGUCAAUGGACGAGGAAAAGAAUGCGAAGAAUUCUAACAAGGAGAGGAAAAGGCCUCCCAGGGAAUGGUGGAAGGAAGAGUACUGCGAUGAGCUUGCCAAGAAGAAGAAAAAGAAGGAUAAGAAGCAAUCAAAAGGAAUGAGCUUUGAUGAGAAUGAUGACAAUUGGUGGGCACACGACGAGGAAUUGUAUGCGGAGAGUAAGAAGAAGAUCAAGAAGAGGAGUAGGACCAAGAGUUGGGGGAGUGUGAGUAGUAUUGAUUGGUGGUUGGACGGAAUGCGGCAUAAUGCUAGCCAUGAUUCCGGGGAAAUUCCAAUGAGUGGCGCCAUGAGUAGUACUCCGAGCAUGAGAGGCACAGUUUGUUAUGUUGCUCCUGAAUAUGGCGACGGUGGUGAUCCGUCUGAGACGUGGGAUGUUUAUAGUUUUGGAAUUUUUUUAUUAGUUCUUAUCGCCGGAAGGCGCCCACUUGAGGUCACAAAUUCGCCUCUAUCUGAGUUCCAAAGGGCGAAUUUGUUAUCGUGGGCGCGCCAUCUUGCCCGUGCGGGGAAGCUUGUUGAUCUUGUUGAUAAGUCCAUUCAGUUCUUGGAUCAAGAACAAGCGAUCCUUUGCAUUACCGUGGCAUUGGUUUGCUUGCAGAAAGUGCCUUCUCGCCGCCCUUCAAUGAAGGAGGUUGUGGGGAUGCUGACCGGUGAGUUGGAACCACCCAAAUUACCGCGUGAAUUAUCCAUUUCGGCUAAGUCACGCUUCCCAUUUAAGUCUCAUACAAAUGUUCGGUGAGUUUCUAAGCGUUUCUGUCAUUAACAUAAGCUGGUAUACUGCUAUAGUCUAUAGAUCAUUGCUUCAUCAUUUUUUGUGGAUGAUUUAUGUACUGAAAGAAGGGAAAAGGAACAGUUUUUACUUGUAUUAACUUAGGAUUUUAUCAAUGAAUUUGAAUUAUUGGAAUUUAUUUCA
Molecule: messenger RNA, 2181 nt
Organism: Pyrus x bretschneideri (Chinese white pear)
Lineage: Eukaryota; Viridiplantae; Streptophyta; Magnoliopsida; Rosales; Rosaceae
Product: receptor-like serine/threonine-protein kinase At4g25390
Exons: 1
Coding region: 88-2007 (639 amino acids)
Biological process (GO): protein phosphorylation
Molecular function (GO): ATP binding; protein kinase activity
Source: RefSeq, a predicted model, not a curated record